Tinamus guttatus (white-throated tinamou) is the source of this 1650-nucleotide messenger RNA. NCBI's taxonomy places the organism in Eukaryota, Metazoa, Chordata, Aves, Tinamiformes, Tinamidae. The record is from RefSeq and is a predicted model, not a curated record.
AUGUGGAACAACUCAUGGAGGAGGAGGAGGAGGAGGCGCCCCUCGGCCUUCCUCCGCCGGCGCCGCUCACGUCCCCCGCUUCUCUUUCCGCCCUCCUCAGGCUGUGACAGGACGUUCAUCACCGUGAGCGCCCUCUUCUCGCACAACCGAGCCCACUUCAGGGAGCAGGAGCAGUUCUCCUGCUCCUUCCCCGGCUGCAACAAGCAGUACGACAAGGCCUGUCGCCUCAAGAUCCACAUGAGGAGCCACACAGGUGAAAGGCCUUUUAUCUGCGACUUUGAAGGUUGUGGCUGGUCUUUCACCAGUAUGUCCAAGCUGCUGAGACAUAAAAGGAAACAUGAAGAUGACAGGAGGUUUACGUGUCCAGUAGAAGGCUGUGGGAAGUCCUUCACAAGAGCAGAACACUUGAAGGGCCAUAGUAUAACUCACCUUGGUACAAAACCAUUCGAGUGUCCAGUAGAAGGCUGUUGUGCAAAAUUCUCAGCACGAAGUAGUCUGUAUAUUCACUCCAAAAAGCAUCUUCAAGAUGUGGACUCAUUAAAGACUCGCUGUCCUGUGUCCAGCUGUAAUAAAUUGUUCACUUCCAAACACAGCAUGAAAACACAUAUGGUAAAACAGCACAACUUCAGCCCAGAUCUCUUAACUCAGCUUGAAGCAACCAGCUCCCUCACACCAAGCAGUGAACUCACCAGCCCAGCACAGAGCGAUCUCAGCAACAUAGACCUCGUAUCCCUCUUCUCCAACGUGUCUAGUAACAAUUCUGGAAUUGCCUCGGACAUGGCGCUCGUGAACUCCGGCAUCGUCACGAUAGAUGUUGCUUCCGUGGGCUCGACGCUCGGUGGAAACCUGCCCGUCAGCACCAAUUCUCUAAGCCAGGCGGUCGACCCCUUGAUCUUGGUGGCCAGCAGCGACAUGCCGCAGAGCCUGGACAGCUCCCUCCUGCUGGGAACCGGCGCGACGGUUCUGCAGCAAAGCACUUUAAACUUGGAUGAUGUACAGACCGUCAACGCGGAAGCCUUGGGUUCGCUGGCAUCCCUGUCGGUGAGGAAUUCCAGCCAGGAUGUGCACGGGUUGACGUCCAGCAAUAAUUUAACGAUUGACACAGCCACUUUGACUCCUUCUAGUAGCCUCGGUGGUGCCAAUGUGCCUGAGUUACUAACGCCAACUAAAGCUGAACGAAACUUGCUCCCCAGCUCGGAUGUUGUUGGUCAACAAGAGGGCACCAAAGUAGUGACUCAGUUUGUUUUCUCCAACCCUCCAGGAAGCUACAGUGCUCAGAAAGAAAUGGAUCUCAGCACAGUGACUGGCAGCUCAUUUUUGGAAAGCGGUGGUUCUGCGAGAACAGACUACAGAGCUAUUCAGCUGGCCAAGAAACGAAAACAAAAAGGGAAUGGGAGCAGCACAGGGGCAUCUGGCUCUGGUCAGAGGAAAAGCAAGGGCGGUAAAGUAAGUCCUACCAGCUUUUCAUCAUCCAUUCCUGGCAGCCGACUGGGUGGCAACAUUGUUCUGCCAAACGGAGGGCUGACAAUAAGGGACCCUGCCACUGGAGCACAGUAUGUGCAAAUUCAGCUCCUUCAGGUAAGGACUGAGAGAGACCUGCUCAUCUUCUCUGUCACUUGCUGAAGUUGGCGUUUAUAGAAGAAUCUAAGU